GUUCGGAUUCGGUACAUACCUACACACCCACCCAUACCCACACCCACGCACCACACCCACCCACUCCCACCCACACCCACAUCCACACCCCACACCCACACCCCACACCUCACACCCCACACCCACACUAUGACACGAGGAACUGAUUGAAAAAAUAUUUUGUUCAUUUUUCCCUGUUGUUUUUUUUUAUUGUUAUUUUGAAGCUGAAUAUUAUUGAAAAGAAAAAUUUUCUUUUAUAGAUUAUGGCACACGCAAUACCAAAGAAAUAUAAAAAAACAGAUGAUUUAUCAUUGAAUCAAUUAUCAAUUCAACCAAACGAUGAUGAAAAUAAAGAAAGUAUAACAUUGAUUUGGUUUGAUCCAAAUAUUGGAUCACAUGAAGAUACUGAAAAAACAAAAGAACAACUUCGAUUUAUCAAUGACUUAGUCAUUUUCAAGACUGAUCUUGAAGACUGUGUCACAUUUAUUCAAUCGAUCGAUAAAGAAAAAAUCUUCUCAAUUACAUCAGGAAAAAAAGCAUCACAAAUCUUAUCUCGAAUAAUUUCUUGUCCUCAAAUUGAUUCAAUAUUUAUUUUUUGUAUGAAAAAAGAACGUUAUGAAUAUUUAUUAAAUGAAUAUUCAAAAAUUGUUGAUAUUUAUGUUGAACUUAAUAAUUUAUGUCAAUCAAUUAGAGAACAAGUGAAUCUUGUAAACAAACAAAUUCAAACUUUUUCAUUUUUUGAUCAACAUGAAAAAUCAACGAAAGAUUUAUCCAAAGAAUCAGCAACAUUUCUUUGGUUUCAACUAUUUAAUUAUGUCAUCGCUCGUCUUCCACGAAACGAACAAGCAAAACAACAAAUGAUUCAAAUAUGUAAAGAUUAUUAUCGUGGAAAUAAAAAAGAAAUCGAAUUAAUUAAAGAAUUCGAACAAACAUAUCGAUCUAAAGAUGCUAUCCGUUGGUAUUCGAAACAAUCAUUUGUGUAUAAAUUGAUCAAUAAAGCAUUAAGAAUAGAAGAUGUAGAUCUUCUAUACACGUUUCGAUUCUUUAUUGGUGAUCUUUCUCAAAAUCUUCAACAAGAACACGAGAAGAUUUUAUCAUCCAAAGAAAAAAUCCUUAAUGUUUAUCGUGGAAUUAAACUCGAUAAGAAAGAAUUUGAUAAAUUAAAAGAAAACCAAACUAAACUCAUUUCAACCAAUGGAUAUUUAUCAACGAGUCGACGAAAAUCUUUAGCAUUAAGUUUUGCAAUGAAACCAACAAAAAGACUAGAUGUUAUUCCAAUUCUAUUUCAUAUUCAAUGUGAUAUUGAACAAAGUCAUAAGAAUAUCAUUUUUGCCGAUAUUAGUCAAUUUAGUGAUUAUCCAGAUGAAGAAGAAGUAUUGUUUGAUAUAGGUGCUUGUUUUCUUAUAGAAUCCAUUGACGAACAAGAAUCAUUACAAAUCAUUAAAAUGAAUCUUUCAAAUGAAGGACAAAAAAUAACGAAAGGUUAUCUUGAAUUAACACGACAAGAGACAGAAGAAUUGAGUGUUCCGAUCGUUUUUGGUAGAUUAUUGUGCAAUUUAGGUGACUACGGUAAAUCACAAAAAUAUUUUGAACAAUUAUUGAAAGAUUCAGAGGAUGAAGAUCGUGCUUGGAUUGAAUUUAAUAUUGGUCGAGCUCAUGAUUUCAAAGGUGAAUGGAAUGAAGCUCGAAAAUAUUUUUAUCAUGCUUACGAUCAAAUGAUAAACAGUAAACCACCAAGAAUCAAAGAUUCUGCUCAUGUUCUUAAUUACCUUGGUAACAUUCUCUGUUAUCAAGGAAAGUACGAUGAAGCUCUUGAUUAUCAUCAACGAGCAUUAGAAAUUCGAGAGAAAUUUCAUCCAUCUGGUCAUAUCGACACUGCUACAAGUCUUUCUAAUAUCGGUAAUAUUCUGUGUAAACAAGGAAGGGUGUGA
Molecule: messenger RNA, 1910 nt
Organism: Rotaria sordida
Lineage: Eukaryota; Metazoa; Rotifera; Eurotatoria; Philodinida; Philodinidae
Source: the annotation of a GenBank genome assembly